Molecule: messenger RNA, 2733 nt
Organism: Striga hermonthica
Lineage: Eukaryota; Viridiplantae; Streptophyta; Magnoliopsida; Lamiales; Orobanchaceae
Source: the annotation of a GenBank genome assembly
AUGGAUUUCAAUGAACAAGAACGCAAUGGGGCUACGGAAGCACUCCCUCCUCCGCCUCCUGUUCCUCCAAAUGUUACUCCCAUAAAAGUUGAUUCUGAACCGGAAGCGAAAAAGGUCUUGCGGGUCCCGAUGGCCCGGCGUGGUUUUGGGACCAAGGGAAACAAGGUUCCCAUCCUCACCAAUCACUUCAGGGUGAACGUGAACAAGGUCGAUGGGCAUUUCUACCAUUACAGUGUGGCUCUUUCCUAUGAAGAUGGCCGCCCGGUUGACGCCAAAGGUGUAGGUAGGAAAGUUCUUGACCGUGUCCAUGAGACUUACGACACAGAAUUGGAUGGAAAACAUUUUGCCUAUGAUGGUGAGAAAAGCUUAUUCACUGUGGGCCCGCUACCUCGGAACAAGCUUGAGUUUACCAUUGUGCUUGACAGUGUUUCGUCUAGUAGGAAUAAUGGAAAUUCCAGCCCUGGAGGACACGAAGGCUCUAAUGAGAGUGACAAGAAAAGGAUAAGGCGCCCUUACCAAUCAAAAACAUUCAAAGUGGAGAUCAGUUAUGCAGCUAAGAUUCCGAUACAGGCCAUUACAAAUGCUAUGCGAGGCCAGGAAUCUGAAAAUUCACAGGAGGCUAUACGGGUCCUGGAUAUUAUUUUGAGGCAGCAUGCUGCAAAGCAGGGUUGUUUGCUUGUUCGUCAAUCUUUUUUUCACAAUGACCCCAAGAACUUUGCUGAUGUUGGAGGUGGUGUUCUUGGCUGCCGAGGUUUUCAUUCAAGCUUCAGGACGACCCACAGUGGCUUAUCCUUGAACAUUGAUGUAUCCACUACUAUGAUUAUCCAGCCUGGGCCUGUAGCUGAUUUUCUGGUUGCUAAUCAGAAUGUGAAAGAUCCCUUCUCCGUUGACUGGGCAAAGGCCAAACGCACCCUGAAGAAUUUGAGGGUGAAGACUAGUCCUACCAACCAGGAGCACAAAAUCACUGGAUUAAGUGAGAAAAGUUGCAGAGAACAGACGUUCACGCUGAAGUCGAAGAACAAGGACGAGGAAGGUGAAGAAGUGACUGUCUAUGACUACUUUGUCAAACAACGCAACAUUAAUUUGCGGUAUUCUGCUGAUUUGCCGUGCAUUAAUGUUGGGAAACCGAAACGACCAACGUACUUCCCAGUCGAGUUGUGCUCUUUGGUGUCUUUACAACGUUACACAAAAGCUAUCUCAACCUUCCAAAGAGCAUCACUCGUGGAGAAAUCACGUCAAAAACCGCAAGAGAGGAUGGCAGUUCUGAGUAAUGCUUUGAAAAUCAAUAAUUACGAUGCCGAGCCUAUGCUACGAUCUUGUGGCGUGUCCAUUAACAACAGCUUCACCCAGGUUGAAGGGCGUAUCCUGCCAACACCAAAGCUUAAAGUUGGUAAUGGUGAAGAUCUGUUUGCUCGGAACGGAAGGUGGAACUUCAACAAUAAGAAACUUGUUGAUGCAAGUAAGAUUGAGAAAUGGGCUGUUGUAAACUUCUCGGCUCGAUGUGAUGUUCGUAACCUGGUCAAUGAGUUGAUGAAAGUUGGUCAAAUGAAAGGAGUUAGUGUUGAAGCUCCAUUCGACGUUUUCGAGGAGAAUCCUCAGUUCAGACGGGCUCCGCCCACUGUUAGGGUGGAGAAGAUGUUUGAGGAAAUACAAUCAAAACUUCCCGGUCCACCAAAGUUCCUUCUGUGCUUGCUCCCAGAGCGGAAAAACUGCGAUGUUUACGGUCCCUGGAAGAGGAAGAACUUGUCUGAUUUUGGAGUCGUUACCCAAUGCCUGUCCCCUGGACGUGUAAAUGACCAGUAUUUGACCAAUCUCUUGCUGAAGAUCAAUGCCAAGCUUGGAGGUCUGAACUCCAUGCUGGCUGCUGAGUUGUCGCCAUCGAUUCCUGUGAUAUCGAAGUCUCCCACUUUAAUUUUGGGGAUGGAUGUGUCUCAUGGCUCGCCUGCACAGUCUGAUAUUCCGUCUAUCGCUGCAGUUGUUAGCUCGAGGCAGUGGCCCUCGAUUUCUCGCUACCGAGCUUGUGUCCGUACUCAGUCCCCGAAAGUUGAAAUGAUCGACUCGCUUUACAAGCGUGUGUCGGACACUGAGGAUGAUGGCAUUAUUAGGGAACUUCUGAUUGAUUUUUACACUAGUUCGCAGAAAAGAAAGCCUGACCAAAUUAUAAUCUUCAGAGACGGUGUUAGUGAGUCCCAGUUCAAUCAAGUGCUGAACAUCGAACUAAACCAGAUCAUUGAGGCCUGCAAAUUCCUUGACGAGAAAUGGUCACCCAAGUUUGUGGUCAUCAUUGCUCAGAAGAAUCACCACACGAAAUUUUUUCAGCCAAAUGCUCCUGAAAUGUGCAGCCAGGUGAUCACAACUUGUUUCCUCAGAACAAUAAUUGAUAACAAGGUUUGUCAUCCCAAGAACAAUGACUUCUACUUGUGUGCACAUGCUGGGAUGAUUGGGACCACAAGACCCACCCAUUAUCAUGUCCUGCUAGAUGAGAUUGGUUUUGCCGCAGAUGAUCUUCAGGAACUUGUGCAUUCCUUGUCGUAUGUGUACCAGCGUAGCACCACUGCUAUUUCAGUUGUUGCCCCCAUUUGCUACGCCCACCUGGCGGCCACCCAGCUAGGACAGUGGAUGAAAUUCGAAGAGAAAUCCGAGACAUCUUCGAGCCAUAAUGGGUCUGUGCCGGCUGUGGUCCCCAUGCCCACUCUCAAGGAGAGUGUCCGCAACUCCAUGUUUUUCUGCUAG